Molecule: messenger RNA, 1802 nt
Organism: Diceros bicornis minor
Lineage: Eukaryota; Metazoa; Chordata; Mammalia; Perissodactyla; Rhinocerotidae
Gene: PLA2G3
Product: phospholipase A2 group III
Exons: 7
Coding region: 112-1662 (516 amino acids)
Biological process (GO): arachidonate secretion; phospholipid metabolic process
Molecular function (GO): A2-type glycerophospholipase activity
Source: RefSeq, a predicted model, not a curated record
CCAGGUCUGCUGGGCAUUGCUUCUGCUCAGCUGCUGAACUGCUGCCUCGUGGGUGGGCUGCCAGGGGCAGGCAUCCCGGCGGCUUUGUAUGACUGGGCUGGGCAGAGCGGAAUGGGGGUUCUCGUGGUGCUGUUGGGGAUGCCGAGCUUCCUGGUGGUGGCUCUGGGGGGCUCCCCUGCCCUCCACUGGGACAGCACCUCCUGCCACUUGGCCAGGCCCAUCCCUGGCAGCCCCUUGGGGUCCCUGAGCUUCCUGGGCAAGGAUGCACAGGGACUGGCCCUGUUCCACGCCCGCUGGGAUGGGCAACGGAGGCUACAGGCGUGUAGCCAGCAGGAUGAGCCGGCACUCACCGCAGCCUUCAGUGCUGUGUGUGCUGGUGAGAUCACCCGGGGAUCCUUCAUCCACACCCCUGGACCUGAGCUGCAGAGAGCCCUGGCCACCCUUCAGAGUCAGUGGGAGGCCUGCCGGAUGCCUGAGGAGAGUCCAGCAGGGUCCAGGCAGAAGCGAGCAGCAGGGCAGAGUGCAGCGCCUGGUGUGGGGCACCAGCGAGUGAAGAGAGGUUGGACCAUGCCUGGCACGCUGUGGUGUGGAGUUGGGGACUCUGCCGGGAACUCCUCGAAGCUGGGGGUCUUCCAGGGCCCCGAUCUCUGCUGCCGGGAACACGACCGCUGCCCACAGACUGUCUCGCCCUUCCAGUACAACUAUGGCAUCCGAAACUACCGAUUCCACACCAUCUCCCACUGCGGCUGUGAUGCCAGGUUCCAGCAAUGCCUGCAGAAUCAGAGAGAUCCCGUCUCUGACAUCGUGGGUGUGGCCUUCUUCAACGUGCUGGAAACCCCUUGCUUCAUUCUGGAGGAGCAGGAGGCGUGUGUGGCGUGGUACUGGUGGGGCGGGUGUAGAACGUACGGCUCCAUAGCCCUUGCCCGCCUCCAGCCCAGGACCCUCUACAAUGCCUCCUGGAGCUCCCCAGCCACUCCCCUGACUCCCAGCCCCCAGAACCCAGCCCUCAGUAAGCCUCGAUGGAAGCAGCACCCUUGGAAGUGGCCGCCACAGUGGAAAGAGUCCCAGCACCCCAGCAAAGCCAACACCACAGCCCUCCAGGUGCCCGUGGCCUCCCCUAGGCCUCAUAUGGCCCCCACAGCCCGGCUGGAGGUCACCCAUCCAGGCCUCCAGGGGCCAUGGGGUGGCCUAAAACCUCAGGGCACCAACCGGGCCUGCCGCAGCUUCCGCCACCUGGACCGGUGUGAGCACCAGAUCAGGCCUCAAGAGACCAAGUUCCAGCUGAUAAAUAAGGCCCAUGAGCCCCUCUUCCACUGCAAUUGCACACGCCGUCUGGCACGCUUCCUGAGACUCCAUGGCCCACCCGUGGGCGCCAACAUGCUUUGGGAGCUGCUGGGCAGGACCUGCUUCAAGCUGGCCCCUCCACCGGACUGUGCUGAGGGCAAAGGCUGUUCCAGAGACCCUAAGGCCAUCGAGGUGUCAGCUCGGCACUUGCGCCAACUUCAGCAGAGGCGACUCCAGCUCCAGGGCACAGGCACAGAUGAGGGGCGGGCACAGCCUUCAGAGCACCCAAGGGCCCCCAUGUCAUUCUAUGACCGGUGCCUGCAGCUGACCCAGGCAGCCCGAGGACCUGAGGGGCAGCAGAAAUCCUGGAACCAGUGACCUCAGUUCCAGCUCUCCUGGGCACCAGACUGGACCCUGCCCCUGGCUUUGCCAGGCCCUCGAGUCCCGGCCUCUUCUCAGUGUUUUAGACUGAAGCAUGACACGGGCUCUUGUGGACAGCCAGGAGGCUGGAUGGGGGA